CCCCCUCACUCGCCUACAAAGUACAAACGACCCCCAAACGCCCAACUAACGUCCCUAUUAACAAACUGAUCCAUGUUUCAAAUUGGACGGUUCUGAUGCGUGGUGCAGCUGUCCCACUGGUGCAGGGAAUAAUUUUCGCGAUCGGAGAUAGCCUUAGAUGACAACUUUCCUAUAUGUUUUUGGUCGGUUUAAGCACUAACUGACACUUUGUGGCCCUUCUCACCUGUUGGAAUCAUACUACUACUGUGUCCUAUUUCUUCCGCCACUAGUUUCCAGUUUGAGAACGGAAACAUGUCCCAGACUGCCAUGACAACCAAUCGCCGGUUUGCCCAUCCCACGAAGUCACAAACCGAAAACACCUGAGAGUAACAGUCAAUGGGUUCGAGUCAAGUUUCUGAACGGCACACCAGGUUCAUCAAUGGUUGCACACCAACUGUUCGAUAAAAUGCUCCACUGAACCCUCUUUCGCUCAAACAGACCCACGCAAUUUGUAGCGGCAGUCGCAACCGACCUUGAAAAAUGUUGUUGAGGAGAGCAACCAAAUUCGCUUCAGCAGUAUUUCCACAUUUCAUUUCAAAGGCUCCUAUUUUUUGCUCAAUUCCCAUUUUUGAUCACACGGCACGAGUUGCAUACUACUCUAGUGGCUUUCGCCUCUCUCCAUUGUUUCCCUCCGAACCUAAACCCCGGUCGGAUAGUUAUGAUAUUGAGCUUGUUGACGAUGAUUCAUGGCAGGUUUCGUCAGGUUUGGUGCUGGCGGAACAAGGAAAGAAGGGGGCUGCAUUGGAAGAGAGUUGCUUAUCGGAUAAAGUGGUUGAUGAGCAGGUUGAUACUUGCUCUCUACCUGUUGAGGGUGACCCGGAUUUCGAUGACAUUGACAACUUGAGAGUUCGCGGCAGACUGUUCUAUAAAAUCAACCGCGAUUCCAAAGAGUAUGAAGAGUAUAAUUUCGACUUCCAUCGUAGGAAUAAGUCUUCCAAGAAGAAGGAUGAUCCAAAGGAGAGUAAAAAGAAGAAGGUUGAUCCAAAGGAGAGUAAUAGGAAGAGGGAUGAUGAAAAGGAGAGUAAGCAGAAGGUUAGUGGUUUAAAGGAAAGCAAAAGAGAGAACCCAAAGAAGAAGCUGAGAACUCCGACCUAUAAUCAGCUCACUGGUCCUUUUCAUGAGCCAUUUUGUCUUGACGUGUACAUAUCAAAGGCUUCAGUUCGUGCUUGUAUUGUUCACCGGUUCACCAGUAAGGUUGUUGCAGUGGCACAUUCCAUAUCAAAGGACAUGAAGUUCGACCUUGGUUCAACUAGGAAUCCGGCUGCUUGUGCUGCUGUUGGGGAAGUUCUGGCUCAGAGGGCAUUGGGGGAUGAUAUCCAUGAUGUGAUUUAUACACCAAGGAAAGGGGAGAAGUUGGAGGGCAAGCUUCAAGUUGUAGUUCAGUCUCUAAUUGAUAAUGGCGUUAAUGUUAAGGUGAAGAUCAAACAAAGAGCACGGAAGAAACUGACUUCCUUUUCUACAGCAUAGAAACUGACUUGUUUGCUAUUGUCGUCAAGUCUAUCUAGGUCAUCAGCGCAUCAAUUAUAGGUUUCUUUGGAAAUGACCAUGUUCGUAUGUUGUUUGAUCAUUGUUAGGGAGCUAUCAGGUUGAUGAAGUUGAUUCAUUUUACUUUGAGAAGUAUAAAAGCUGGCUCGGCCAAUUUAUACAUUAUACAGCGCACAAAGUCCUUUGAAGUCACUUCCCAUGAAACUAGGAGAGGUAAGUGCGCCUUCUUUGAUAAAUACGAGGACUUGAAGCAACCACCUAUGCUGUAUACUCUGGUUGUCUGCUCGUCUCCAUUUCCGCAGCCAAUGUGAGUUUGCUAGCUUAAACAACUUUGAGACCAUCUUACUGGCCUCUUGUGGAUAGUUGCAGGAUGUUUGAAGCUUUGUCUUUUUUGUUGUUUAUGAAUAAUGAGCCAAUGCCUUUGUUUCUGCACUGUGUAUGCUUAUAUGCAAUCUACCAAAUUAUUCC
Molecule: messenger RNA, 1992 nt
Organism: Fragaria vesca subsp. vesca
Lineage: Eukaryota; Viridiplantae; Streptophyta; Magnoliopsida; Rosales; Rosaceae
Exons: 2
Coding region: 520-1506 (328 amino acids)
Biological process (GO): translation
Cellular component (GO): ribosome
Molecular function (GO): 5S rRNA binding; structural constituent of ribosome
Source: RefSeq, a predicted model, not a curated record